UCCUAGCCGCAAAAGAGGAACUGACAGCAGCUCAGCACCACCCCCUGUCUCUGCUGCAGUCUCGCUGUCCCCACACUGCUCCUGCCUCAUGGCACCAAUGGUGGUGGCCCUCAUCCUUGGUUGGUGGCUGGUGGCUGUAAGCAGGGCACAGCAACUGCCCCGACCCUCCCUGUCGCUGCACCCCAGUCAGAGGGUGUCCCUGGGGGACAAUGUCACCCUGCGCUGCCACCUGCCCCAGCCAGCUGCCUGGGUCCGACUCUAUCAGUACGAUAAUCCAACAUACAUUGAGCAGAAGGACAACGUGCAGGACAUGGCUGAGUUCUCCUUGGCUGAAAUAAAGAAGGAAGAUGCAGUGAUAUAUCAGUGCCAGUACCAGGGGUUGGCACCUGCAGGGAUAUCGGAGAAGAGUGACCCCAUGAAGCUGGUGGUGACAGAUCACAGCUAUCCCCCACCUGGCAUUUCCCUCAGCCUUGAGGAAUAUGUUGAGAUAGGGAGCAAUGUCACCAUCCGCUGCUGGAACAACAUCUCUGGGGUCGCCUUCUUCCUGCACAAGGAAGGGCACUCAGCUCCAGUCCAGCGCCAAAAACUCAGUGCUGGAAGCAUGGGCACCUUCACCCUCUUUGGGGUGACCCCAGCUGACUCUGGCACCUAUAGGUGCUCCUACCGCAUCAGCGGCUGCUGCCUUCUGUUCUCACCCCUUGGGGAUAAUGUGACCCUGGAAGUGAUUCCCAGACCUGCAAUCCCAGGUGUCAGUGGGGGUGCCAGCAGGAACCUGGUGGCAACAGUGGCGGGGGGCUGUGCUUCUGCCAUUGUCUUCAUCAUCGUCCUCACUGUCUCUUUCCUCCUUGUUGCUCAGAGAAGACGAAUGCAGACAGAUGAGAGGCCUGGUGCCACCCCCAGAAGUCCCGAGGCCGUGCAGUUCCAGGUGUCCCCCAGUGACAGCGAGGGUCUGACCUACGCCCAGCUGCAAGCUGUGACCCCCAGCACCUACCCCCCAGAUUCUUCUACCACUCCUGAACCCUCAAUCAUCUACACCGAGGUGGGCACGCGGGGACCCCGCUGAUGCCCCCAGAUGUGUAUGCAAACACGGGUGUGUUGUGUGCACACAUGGACUUCAAGGGUGCACAGUGCCAGUGUGCUCAGUGUGCUCACCAUCACAUGUGAAUUACAGCCAUGUACCUGUGCGUGUGAACACGUGGAUGUGUAUUAAACAGGUGUGCACCAUCCCAUGUGCACAACAGGUGUACAAACACACAUGUGGGACACGCUGAACUCUGUGCCUCUGUGUGUGUCUGUGCGAUGCCGUAUGUGUGCACCACCAGCUGUACACACUGCUGCUCAUGUGUGUCCUUAGCAUGUGCUCCCUGGGUCUGCACUAUACGUGUGCCUCCACAGCACAUGCAUGUCAUCAACAAGUGCGUUGUGCUUGCACCACAUCGGUCCCCACAGCACACACAUGUCCUUUCCGUGUGCUCCCCACGGCGCAUCUCCAUCUCCACAAGCCAAUCCAGCCCCCAUCCCACAGUGGUGUUGGGGCAGG
Gallus gallus (chicken) is the source of this 1540-nucleotide messenger RNA. RefSeq names its product immunoglobulin superfamily member 1-like (gene CHIR5B2). The transcript has 7 exons. Bases 89 to 1063 code for a protein of 324 amino acids. NCBI's taxonomy places the organism in Eukaryota, Metazoa, Chordata, Aves, Galliformes, Phasianidae. The record is from RefSeq and is a predicted model, not a curated record.